AUGACGCUGAUGCUGGCGGCCGUCAGCGUGCCCCUCAACUCGGUCUUCGGCACUGUGGCCGCCAUCCUUAUCACGCGCAACGAGUUCCCCGGGAAGGUCCUGCUGCUGUCCCUGCUGGACAUGCCUUUCAGCAUCAGCCCAGUGGUCACGGGCCUCAUGCUGACCCUGCUGUACGGCAGGUCUGGCUGGUUUUCAUCAUUCCUGGCUGAGCACGGCUUCAACAUUGUGUUCGCGUUCCCUGGCAUGGCGCUGGCCACCAUGUUUGUGACGAUGCCCUUUGUUGUGCGGGAGCUCAUCCCGACGCUGGAGCAAAUGGAUCUCUCCCAGGAGGAGGCCGCCCGCACACUGGGCGCCAACCCGCUGCAGGUGUUCUGGCACGUGACGCUGCCCAACAUCCGCUGGGGGCUUAUGUAUGGCAUCAUCCUCACCAACGCGCGCGCCAUGGGCGAGUUCGGCGCGGUCAGCGUAAUCUCAGGCAACAUCAUCGGCAAGACUCAGACGCUGACGCUGUUUGUCGAGAGCGCCUACAAGGAGUACAACACGGAGGCCGCCUUUGCCGCCGCCGUGCUGCUGUCGCUGCUCGCGCUGAUGACGCUGUGGGUGAAGGACCGCGUCGAGAAGGCGGCCGCGGCCGAGGCCGCAAAGUGA
Molecule: messenger RNA, 648 nt
Organism: Monoraphidium neglectum
Lineage: Eukaryota; Viridiplantae; Chlorophyta; Chlorophyceae; Sphaeropleales; Selenastraceae
Product: Sulfate transport system permease protein cysW
Exons: 6
Coding region: 1-648 (215 amino acids)
Biological process (GO): transmembrane transport
Cellular component (GO): plasma membrane
Molecular function (GO): ABC-type sulfate transporter activity
Source: RefSeq, a predicted model, not a curated record